GGUCGUCGAUGGUCGUCGAUGGUGGGGUGGGAUAGUUGGGUUUGAGGUGUGCCGGUCAUUUGUCUUGAAUAUUUAACAAACCUAAUCUUAAUACAGAAUUGUCCCCUCCGAUUUGUGCACUCUUAAAUUCCAUCUAAUUGAUUUAUUUGCUUGCUAUUCAUUAAGAUGGCGAGUGUAUCGUGUCAAAUAGCAAAUUUACUAGAGAAGAUGACCUCAAGUGAUAAAGAUUUUAGUUUUAUGGCAACCAGUGAUUUAAUGACAGAACUUCAGAAGGACAGCAUUAAAUUGGAUGAUGAUUCCGAACGUAAAGUUGUGAAGAUGUUAUUGCGUUUAUUGGAAGACAAAAAUGGAGAAGUUCAAAAUUUGGCCGUGAAAUGUGAUGUUAAGAGGUUGGCUGCCCUGUCACUGUGACCUGAAUGUCCGGUGUACACCAUCAAGGUAUUUGUAAGAAGAGGCUGCAAAGUGAAUUUCUAGUUCCCAUUGAAGAAGUUAUUUUUUGAAUUUAUGUCUUGGUUGUGUGUGACAGAGCUGUGUAAUAGUGUAUGUUGUUUUGGUUACAAUAAUGACGAGUGUAAAGUGAAGUUUAAUUUCUCUAGUGUGAACAUUCUAUCUUUGUGUAUAAUGUAUAGUGAUGUGUAGUGAGUGUAGUUAGCAGUGAUUUCAAGAAUGGAUAAGAUUUCCAUUCACCCACAGAUGAUUCAAAAUUUCCCAUUUUAUGUACACAUCUUGUUUGUAUGAAGAAUUCUUGUUUAUAACAAGGUGGUAUUAUAAGUGGAACACAUGCUGUGAUUGGUGUCAUGCUGGCAAUCCUG
Cryptotermes secundus is the source of this 812-nucleotide messenger RNA. Its product is annotated as cullin-associated NEDD8-dissociated protein 1-like. The transcript has 4 exons. Gene Ontology annotation, cellular component: nucleus. The coding region runs from base 166 to 411 and encodes 81 amino acids. Gene Ontology annotation, biological process: SCF complex assembly; protein ubiquitination. NCBI's taxonomy places the organism in Eukaryota, Metazoa, Arthropoda, Insecta, Blattodea, Kalotermitidae. The record is from RefSeq and is a predicted model, not a curated record.